Molecule: messenger RNA, 1580 nt
Organism: Desarmillaria tabescens
Lineage: Eukaryota; Fungi; Basidiomycota; Agaricomycetes; Agaricales; Physalacriaceae
Exons: 5
Coding region: 1-1125 (374 amino acids)
Biological process (GO): protein phosphorylation
Molecular function (GO): ATP binding; protein kinase activity
Source: RefSeq, a predicted model, not a curated record
AUGCCCACCGUGAAAGAACCUCCUGAGACCCCGCCGGCGCCGCCAGAAGAGCUCGAUUCUUCCGAAAUUUUUUGGCGAGACAUCCAGCCUUGGCUACAAAGCAGCGGAUACCAACUGCGCCGGCGCUAUCGUCCCAGAUGGGUCCCAGCAUGGAAGCAGCGCAAAACUUCGCUCUUCUGGUGGGAAUUUGAAGACUCGAUAAAGGCGCAUCACCCGUCAGUGAUGGACGCAAAGCGCAUUUCGGAUGAGAAGCCGGUGAUGCUCAAACGGAUCCUCGUGUCAGAGCAUCCUCACGAGGAGGAAGUAGCGAAAUACCUCAGCUCCGUCUCCGAUACGAAGAACCAUUCAAAUGUUCUCCUUGAGGUUCUUACCCCCCCUGGGGACGAGGACGUGAAGAUUCUCGUCAUGCCUUUGCUUCGGCGCUUUGAUGAUCCUCCCUUUGAUACCAUUGGUGAAGUCGUUGAAUUUCUCCGUCAAAUCUUCGAGGGACUUCAAUUUCUGCACCAUCAAAACAUUGCUCACCGAGACGUGGGUGUUUUGAACAUACUUAUGGACGGGUCGAUGUUCCCAGACGGCUAUCACCCUGCGUGUCAAUCGAGGACACCAGACUUCAAGCACAAAACCCGGUUCGUCUCUCGGACCAGCUCUUCGCCUCGAUAUUUCCUCAUUGACCUUGGCUUGUCGAUUCGGUUCAAUGAUUCCGAAAAACGCCUCGUCGUCCCUAUUCGCGGAGCCGACAAGACUGUACCCGAGUUCAAAGAGCACCCAGGAGCUCUCUAUGACCCAUUUCCAACAGAUAUAUACUAUCUGGGUAAUUUUAUCAGAGAACAUUUCUUCGAGGUAGACUUAUCCGGCUCGGAUUCGCCGGUCAAGGCAAAGUUAGGUCUUGAGUUCAUCAGACCAUUAGUAGACGAAAUGUGCUGCUCAGAUCCACUGAAGCGACCUUGCAUCGACGACGUUGUUCAGCGGUUCGAGACGAUUCGACGAUCGCUGCCAGAACGCAAACUCAAGUCUCGAUUGGUCAAUAAGGACGAAGACUUUAUCGAGUCGGUAGAACUGGGCUUUGCACACUGGCGCAGGCGAAUACAGCAUCGUAUUCACCAUGAUCCAGUCCCAAUUCCGUAGCAUACAUCCCGUUCUACACCCACUGCAACUGCUUCGUUCUUUUGUGCAGAUUACCCCAUUAUGACUUGGCUAUGACCGCUCGUCAACACUUACCUACCUUUCUAUACCCUCUCUUUCUACGCGCGAUAUCCCGUUUCAGAUUUGAAAUGAGGUGGGCCAUCAUCGCGUUCUAAAUAGGCGUUGAUUGCUUGUUUUGACAUUACUACACUCUCAAGUUCACCGCUACCUCCAUAUCGAUAUCCAAGACUUUACAAACGAUGAGUAGGUUAGAGUUGAUAUAAAAUAAUACAUAUACUACAUUCGCAACCGUGAUUGUGAGUCAAGUCCCCAUUAUUGAGUAUCGUUAGUGUUGGUAUCAGAAGUCGUAAGUAGAGGUGUUCGUUCCGUUGCGGUUUCAGGGGAGGUAGGCCGUGAAUGUGAUGGUGCAACGGGUGUUCGUGAUUCUUCCGUCAGAA